Molecule: messenger RNA, 1933 nt
Organism: Paramecium primaurelia
Lineage: Eukaryota; Ciliophora; Oligohymenophorea; Peniculida; Parameciidae
Source: the annotation of a GenBank genome assembly
UAUGCGAUCACUAAUAUGUAGAUUUCGUUUUGCAUAUAUUCUCAAUGAAAAGACUAGAUUCUUUGAGGUAGAUCUUAAAAAUAAAUUAUUUUUACUAAAUCAGACAUAAAAAGAAAAUCUAAGAGAUUCAUGCAAAGGACUUGAAUGUAAAGAUGAUUUUGUUAAAAAUUUGCAUCAAAAUAUUCUUUUAAAUGCUCCUAAAUUUAAGUCCUUCUUUGCUAUCAAAAGUAUAAUGUAUUACUAUUUGUAAAAUGGUUGUAAUAAUUAAGAGCUUUGGAAAGAAUUGGGGAAGAGAUUAAUAGUUCUAUUUAAUUAAAAUAAAGAUUUUGAUAAUCCUACUUGUCUUGCUUAAUUAGCAUAUAUCUUUGGGUAAUUAAGAAGAAAGCAUUACUUAUAAGAUAAGGACGAUAUUAUUUUAUAUCAAUAAUGCAGCAAUUUAUUAGUUGAAAGAAUUCCAAAUUUUUUAAAAGUAUAGUCUUCAUAAAAUAUUACUCAUAUAAUAGCAUUAAUUCAAUAAUAUGAAAUUUAACAUGAAUAUGUUAGUAAAAUAGUUGAAAUUUUAUUAAUUUAAUAAAGUUUUAUAAAUUUCAGUAUUAUUGAUAUUUAUCAUUUAUUAUGGAGUCUAGUAUCUGGUUCUAAUAAAUAUCUAAUAUAAUUUAGUAUAUAGUUAUUGGAAAAUGAAUAAAUAAUAUAAAGAAUUAAGUCAGAUUUUAAUACUUUGAAAGAAGAUUAAUAAGCUAAAUUAUUAAUUGCUUUAGGGUAAUUUCGAUUUAAUGAUAAAGAUUGUAUUGAUUAAAUUGUUAAAGAUUUAAAAAUAUUUAGUACAAAUUCAUUAUUGUCACUUUUAUCAAAAUAUUUGAAAAAUCCUAUGCAUCAAAUAUCAAAUUAAUAUCGAAUUGUAAUUGCUUUAAAAGAAUAAUUUGAUGAAUACUUUUAAAUGGAAGACAAAGAUUUAUUAAAUUCUAUUAUGGGUAUUAAAAUACUACUUUUCAUUCCAUCUUAAAUUAAUCAUGAAAUCAGAUAGUAAUUUUAAAAAUCAAUUAAAGUAUAUGAACAAUUUAUACUUAAUAAUAUUGAACAUUUUCCAAAUGAAUCAUUAGUUGAUAUACUCUAUAUGGCUAGCUUAUUUGAUUCUGAAAAAUUAAUUAUUGAAAAGGUUUAAAAUUAAAUUAAAAAUUUUAAUAUGAAUCUAUUAGAUAGUAUAACCUUCUUAUAUUGUAUUGAAAAAUACUCUAAUUUAUUUCAUUAAUAAAUUAAUGAUUGUAUAACAGCCAUUAUCAAUAUUCAUGCCCACGAAAUCUAAAAUCUAAACUAUACAAAACAUAUUUAAUUUGUUAUUGCUUUAUAAUUAUUAGAAGAUUAAUUUCCAAUGGUUAAAGUUCUAUAAGCUUAUGCAGAUGAAAAAAAAUUAUAAUAGAAAUUAAUUGAAACCAUAAAAAAAGAUUAAAUAGAGAAAUUUAUAUAGAAUUUUUAAUUUAAAAGAUAAUUCAAAUAUUUUUAAGGUUUUAUGGAAAAUAACUUUGAAUAUAAUUUAUUUAUAUUUGAAAAAUAAGGAAUAUUGAAAUAUAUCAAAGAAAGUCGUGUAGGAUGUUAUCUUGUUGAUUUUAGAAUUUGGGAUAUUAAUCUAGAGAAUGUAAAUAUUUCUGAAUUAAAAUAAAUGCAAAAAAAUAUUGAUUUAUAAACAGAAUUUCUAGAGGUUAAAUAAGAUAAAUAUGAUGAUGUUGCAAUAGAUAGAAAGAAUGAAAUAGAUAAUGCUUUUAUUGAAAUUGAUGGAUCUUGUCAUUAUGAUAUUAGACUUGAUGAAGUUACUUAAACAGUAUAUAAGAAGAAAAUAUUAAAAAAAUAUUAAAUUAAUCUAAAAUCAAUAGCUCUGAAUGAAAAUAGAGGAAUUAACAAUAGUUUAUAAACAAUUUUAGAUAUAAUUGGGAAAUGA